This is a messenger RNA of Cryptosporidium ubiquitum, 5460 nucleotides long. RefSeq names its product C2 domain-containing protein. NCBI's taxonomy places the organism in Eukaryota, Apicomplexa, Conoidasida, Eucoccidiorida, Cryptosporidiidae. The record is from RefSeq and is a predicted model, not a curated record. Bases 1 to 5460 code for a protein of 1819 amino acids. The transcript has 6 exons.
AUGGUCAAGAAGAGAAAUAAGAAGAAAAAUAAGAAAGAAAUAAAUAAGGAAGUACUAAAAAAUGCAGGAUUUGAUGAAGGCGAGAUUUGGAGGUUGGACUUUAAAGAAGAGAUCGAAUUUGAAGAAAAUGUUGUUGAUCAAAGCAGGUAUGAAGUACCCUUAUUCGAUUUAAAGGGUUAUAGAAGCCAAAAAAAAAUAGGUAAACCAAUGGGACAGGAUAUUGAAAUGGAAGAAGAACAUGAUUCAGACGUUAGCCACGAGGAUUCAGAGGUUAUUGAUGUUGUUGCGCAAGAUGAUUUUGAAGAAUAUGAAAUUGAACAACAAAAAGAUGAUGAAUCUAGAUUCUUGAAAAAAAGAUUUGAAAUAGAAUUAGAUUAUAUGAAAAAACUUAGAGUUUGGGAAGCUUCUUUUUUUAUACACUCCAGUGAGAACCUAGAGAAUACUCAACAAGAAUUUUUCUAUGUUAUAGAAUUUGGGCAUGUGAAUCCAGAGAGGAACUAUGAGGGAACUUUAAAGAGAAUGAUGGUUUAUACAGCAGCGACAUUACUAAAACCAGGAGAAGUAAAAUUAUUGACUUUCCCCAUCAUUGUUUGGCCAAAAAAAAUUUUAUAUAUUUCAUAUUCUGAAUUGGAAAUGUUUCAAAUAUCUAUUAAAAUUUGGGCAAUUGCAACAUUUACUUUUAACCAACUCCUUGCAUCUGUGAAAUUAACUCUCAAAGAUAUAUUGGAAAACGAACCGGAAACCUAUUUAAUGUUUAAAAAACAUCUCCCAGCUCCUUUGGGGAAGGAUGGUAAACCUCGUAAAGAUUUAAACCAAAAAAGUUUUGAAGUACACAGAAGUAGAGUAACUUUGCAAUUACAAGAAAUUUUUGAUUAUGAUAUUUCCUUAGAAAGUUGGAGCUUUAUUCCAAAUAGAAAACUUCCUAUAGAAAUUAAAAAAGCACCAAAAUUCUUACGACUAAAAGUACCUUUAAAUAAUGAUAUAAAUUCAGGCAUGUCUUCUAGAGAAACAAUGGUUACUCCAUAUUCUACCGGAGGUUACUGGAAGGCUGUUUGCAAAUUUGUAUUUACUGGAACAAAAAUUCAGUUAAGAAACGCAUACAUUAUAGUAGAAGUGUUAGCAUAUUUAAAAUUUGGACCCUCUGUUAUAGGAGCUGCAAUGAUACCAUUAGCAUCUGUAGAAAGCUAUCCGUUAGUUAAAACAACAAUCAGGAGAGUAACCAUCGAUAUAUACAAGAUUAUUGCAGGGGAGAUGAUUGGCAAUGUUUUUUGCUACUCAAGGAGUACAGGUCAACCCAAUGAAAAUAUUAGAAGUAGGCCUUCACAAGUUGCUUCAGGAGCAGCAUUAGUCUCUCAAUUAAACAUAAAUGAAAGAUAUUUGGUCUUUAGGCUCUUUAAUUGUGAUAAUUUGGCAGCUGCAGACGGCGUAACAGGUACUUCAGACCCAGUGGUAAAAGUAAGUUGGGAUGGAAUUGUUAAUACAUCUUCAGUUAGAGAAAAAACAAGAAGACCAGUUUAUAAUCAAAACCUGUACUUUCCUGUAAGAAUUUUAGACCAAAGAGAGCUUUUGGUCACAAGUUUUAGGAGAAAAUGUUUGCCAAUUGAUUUGCUUUGUAAAGGUCCAGUAAAAAUUGAAGUUUGGAAUAAGAACGAUACAUCAUCAAUUUUAUUAGGCUCAGGUGAAGUUAAUCUAAAUAAAAUGUACACUAUUGGAAAAGAAGACUUUAGGUGUUUAGCAGAAGGAUUAAUAGAUAGGAGAUCUAGAAGAGCAGACGGGAAACCAAAUUUUGAUCAAGAAGCUGAUCGAGGUGAAACUGAAGAUAACAUUUUCGUUAAUAAUACUUUAUUUACAGUUCCAUACAAUACUUUGGUACUAAACAUGAAUAUGUCACUCAAAUCAAAGGGGUUUGGAAAGAGUGUAUUAAAACCGAGCAUACAUUUUGAGAUGUUUUUUAUUCCACCAUUUCCUGCUGAUGUGGUUGUUCCUGCUCCACCAUCAAGCAAAGCAAUCAGUAAUAUAUGGAAGCAAUUGGGAAAUAGAUGGAAUCGUGAUUUUCACAAAUGGAAAGGAAUUUACAAGCAAUGGUUUUCCUCUGCACCGGAUAAAAGAAACUUCAAUGUAUUGCAGAGGCAUCCACAAACAGAAGAGAUUUUUCCAUUAUGUUCAUAUAUAUCUCCAAUUGCAGUUCCUAAUUUGAUAUCUAAUGAAGGAAGUUUGUUACAUUGGAUCAAUAAUUUCAUGUAUAUAACAUUAGAAAGUCAAAUUCAACCACCUGGGAAGAUUCCAGAAUUUACUCCCCCUAAUUUGUUCUUAUUAUCAAAAAAGGGAAGUAUUACAGAUCAUGUAUUGAUGCUUUGUAGUUGUUUAUUAGGGAUAGGAUUCGACGCAUAUGUAUGCAAAGGAACUAUAGAAAAUGGAACUUUAGAACAUACAUGGGUUAUGACUAGACAUAGGUUUGGUCAUAUUCAAUUUUGGGAAGUUACAAGUAAACAAAGAUAUGUUCUUCCUUGUAGGUAUGGGAUCGAUCAGUAUUAUUCAAUGAUGAACCCAUUCCAACAAAAUGUAGAAGUAAUACCAUCAGUAAAUAAUGAUAAUAAUGAUUUAGAGGUUCCUGAUGAUAAUUUAAGAGUAGAAAUGUUUGAAAAGGAAAGAGAGUACUAUAAUGGGUUAUAUUUGCAGCAAUGGUUUGAAUGGUUAAAACAAACAGGGCAAGUCAAAUAUGUAGAAACUCAUGCUAAUGAAAACAUGGGAAUAGAUAUUUGGGGUGAAUUUUUAGUUCCGGACAUAAAAAUUGAUCCAAAAGAAGUAGAUUAUGAAAAUCCUGUAGAAGAAGAUAUAAAUGAUAUUGGUAAUCGAAAAUCUGACAGAGCAAAAUUCCAGAAAACUAGUUUAGAUGCAAUAAGAAAGGUUAUAACGGAAUAUAUUAAGAAUAUACCCAUUAUUCCAGAUAAAAGAUUUUUGACACCAGAACUUAUUUCAUAUGUACCUUAUAGUACAAUUGAAUUAGUAUUUAAUAAUAGACAAGUAUGGGGUAAUCUGGGAAACCAUCACCCUGCUUUAAUUACAUAUGAUUUAAAUAAUCCCUAUAAAUGGAGAACAUUUUGUGGGUCAAAGCCAGAAAAUAUCUUUCAAGAUUUGAUAAUAGAACCACCAUUACAAGGAAGAGCUGUUGAAAAGUUGGAAGAAUCAAUAUCGGUUUCAGUUGAAGAAAAUAUUGUUUUAAACAGACUAAAAUUGGGUAAAGAUACUUUAUUCGACAGAAGUUCUGAACUUGGAGAAAGGAUAAGUGCUUAUUUGACAUUAUUAGAAUUCAAAUUAACCUUAGAUCCUCUAUAUGAUCCUGGCCCUCCAGAUAACCAUACAGCAUGGUCAGCUUUGAAAACUAAAGAAAUGAUUAUUAAGGAAGAAAAAGAAAUGAAAGAGAGACAAGAAAAAGAAGAGAAAAAGAAACUUAAGCUGAAAAAAAAGUCAAACUUUGAGGAUAUGGUUGUUAGUAAACAAGUAAGUCCAGGAACUGUAGGUAAUUAUUCUGGGCAAGAUCCUCAAGUUGACUUUUUUAAUGCAAAUUUUUAUGGAAACCUUGAAAAUAAGCCAGAAAGUAAUUUUAAUCGAAAUAAAACGGGUGAUAACCUGGUUCCCCAAUGUUAUACAAAUAUGGCGAUAAAUGCCUCCUAUAAUUCAAACAAUCCAAAUGCAGUAGGAAGAGACUUUAAGUCAGAAUUCCCUUCAUUACAGUAUGAUCCGAAUUCCCCAUAUGCAACUAGUAAUUUUAAUAACCAGAACUUAAAUACCAGCAAUGUUGAAAGUAACAAACAAUUUGUUAACAAUCCUGUCAAUAAUUCAGCAAACCCAAAUAAGAUGGAUUCCUAUCACUCAUUUUUCCAGAAAUCAAAUUCAAUAGAGAAAGAUGAAAAUAAAACCAAAGCAUUAACUCAAUCUUUAAAAGAAGAAUCAAAAUUCAAUGUUUCAAAUAUUCCCCCAAAUGUUCAUUCGGAAGCACAUGUAAUUUCAAAAUCAAAAAUUAAUGAAAAUAAUAACACAUUUUUUUUAGAAGAAGUUUCUUCAAAAAAUAAAGACCCAAAAGUCGACUUUAAACAAAAUAUGGAGAAUGAAAUCAUUGAUUUUGAAGAAAAAAAAUUGUCGGAAGAAAAAAAUGAUGAAGAUUUAGAAAAUCUAGAAAAUGAUGUAAAAUAUUGGAAUGCACUAGUUGAUAGCGAAAUUGCCGAUAGUUUGGAAAUUGAACCAGAAUUGCCUGAGGAAGGGGUCAAUUUAUCUAAAAUUGGAAUGAAAGCAAAAAUUUCAAAUUGGGCCAAGCCAGAAAAGGAAAAAAGCCAGAUAGAUAAAGACUCUCAAAAAGAAAAUGUUUCUGAGAAUCAAUCAGAAAGCAAAACCGCUAAAGAAGAGAAGAGUGAUGAAUUAAUUAAUACUAGUCAGGUCAAUUCUGGAUCAGAAGAUGAAAGUGAGGAAGAAGAAGAAAUUCAACCUCCUCCUUGGAGGAAAUUGAAUAGGCCUUUAAAGUAUAUUAAUGAUCAGAUUUCAAAAUGGAACUGGUACUAUAGAAUGGAACAGCUUUAUUAUGAUUGGCAAGCUAUUAACUUCCCAACCUUCCCUAUGUCAACUUUUACUGGAUUCCCUAUUCAUUUCUCUACGGCUGAUCCUAAUGAUGUUCGAUCAUUUAUCGUUGGUUCAAAAAGAUUCCGAAUUUUUAUUGAAUUACCACAAGAUGAGGCACACUUUUUUAUUUAUCCAAAAAUAUUCCCACUUGUUGGAGGAGUAUCAUCAACCUGGGUAUUCUUAGGAGUACAUAUUCCAUGGACUAAUAUAAAUGAGUUGGAAUCAAGAAUGAAAAAAGAUAAAAGGAAAAACUACUUUAAAGUUUACUCAUCAAAUAAUAGCAACAUUUCGCCAACAAGAGAUUUUGAAACAUUUUUUAAAUACCAAAAUUUUCAAGAAUUCAAUAAAAAUAUACCAAAUUUAGGAGAAAUCAAUUUACUAACUGAAAACUUUCAAGCAAACAAAAUUUAUGAAAAAAAUGACUUUGAGCAAAGAUUUAAAGCAAAAGAGAAAAACUUUGCAAAUCGUGAUAGAAGAUUUCGUACAAAUGAACUACACAAAUUCAGCAAGUAUUGGUUGAAGAAGUUGGGAAUACCAAAGGAACUACCACCUUCAGCAUGGUGUAAUGAAGAAGGUGUUAUCAUGGGAAUACCAAUUACAAACAAUUUUUCUAAGAUAUUAAAUGAAAAAAUUAAGUCAAUUAGUGGUAGGCAGCUUCCAGUUAUUACUGAGGAUUUUCUAGAUCGUUUUUUUGAACAAAAUCAUAGUGAUCAACUCUACUCUAAGGGUUUAAAUGUUGCAUGUAAUGGGAAAGCUGUAAUAUCGAAUUCAUUUUACGAAAUAAGUGGUAAGUUUAGAAGAGAACAAUGGUUUUACGAAAUUAAAUUAACAAUUGUUUUAUUAUGA